GAGCAAAGAUCCUUCUCAAAACACCGAAAAACAGUCACGAGGAAACUUCUGUUUGCGCUCAUUUGCAUUAAGUGCGACUGUUUACGGAGCUCAUUGGCAGUUCCGGGAGCGAAAGCCCCGCCACCUCUCCCAGCUGCGCGUCUGGAUUGGAUGCCCCGGUUGCCUGUCACCGAGACAUCAGCAGAGGCACGAGUUCGCCCUGCUCUCGCUGAAGUGUGAUCAGUUUCAGCCGCGUAGCGGGACUCAGCGAGACCUGAUGCACAAGUCAAGGCGACGCGCAGCGGACAUGAAGCCGGAUUGGCUCUGAUUUUUAAAAGCCCUUUCAUUCAAGAGGCUGUCCGUUAUCAACAUGGCAGAACCGUCGGUUCCAGUACCCCCUCAAAAAAUGGCGUCACUUAGCCGGGUCCGAGCCUUUACUCUGAUUUUCUUAACUGCAAGCAGUUAUUUAAUUACUCCUACAAGUGGCAAGGAAGGAGGGGGAGAGGAGACGGUCAUCAUCGGGCUGAGACUGGAGGACACGGACGACAUUUCCUUCAUGGACAGGGGCUAUCUGCGCAUCAGUGAGAGGUCUCGGGUGAGAUUGAGGGUGUACGGGCAAAACAUUAACAACGAGACUUGGUCCAAAAUCGCCUUUACGGAACACGAGAGGAGUCGAGUGAUCGGCAACAUCGACAGCUCCUCUGGGGACAACAAGAGUCAGGAGGACACGUCGGGCUUGCACCCCUGUGGCAUCAGGACUUCAGAUAUUCUCAUCUUGCCUAAUAUCAUUUUAAAUCGCAAGACGUCUGGCAUCGUGGAAAUCGAGGUCAAACCUCUGCGAAAGACUGAGAGGAGCAAAGCGUACUUCCUGUGCAUCGCCACUUCCACACCUGCUGCGUCGGGCGCGCACGACCCGUGGACGGAGAACACGUGGAUCUAUCACGAUGGAGAGGACACCAAAGUGAUCGUGGUGGAGGAGAAAAGGUUUCUGCUCCCUUUCUGGCUCCAGGUCAUCUUCAUUUCCAUGUUGCUGUGCCUCUCGGGCAUGUUCAGCGGCUUGAACUUGGGUCUGAUGGCGCUGGAUCCCAUGGAGCUGCAGAUCGUCCAGAACUGCGGGACGGAGAAGGAGAAGACCUACGCAAGGAAGAUCGAGCCCGUCAGGAGCCAAGGAAACUACCUGCUUUGCUCGCUUCUUCUGGGGAAUGUUCUGGUCAACACCACCUUGACCAUUCUGUUGGAUGAUAUCGCCGGUUCUGGAUUGAUAGCUGUAGUGAUGUCCACCAUUGGCAUUGUCAUAUUUGGAGAGAUUGUGCCUCAAGCGAUAUGUUCACGACACGGUCUUGCUGUGGGUGCGAAUACAAUCUUCUUGACCAAAUUCUUCAUGCUGCUCACUUUCCCUGCGUCCUAUCCGGUAAGUAAACUGCUCGAUUAUCUCCUCGGACAGGAGAUUGGCACGGUGUACAACCGAGAGAAGCUCUUGGAGAUGUUGAGGGUCACGGAUCCCUAUAAUGACUUGGUGAAAGAGGAGCUGAACAUCAUUCAGGGCGCGCUGGAGCUCAGGACUAAGACCGUGGAAGAUGUGAUGACCCCUUUGCGCGAUUGCUUCAUGAUCACCGGCGACGCCAUGCUCGAUUUCAACAGCAUGAGCGAGAUCAUGGAGAGCGGCUAUACGCGCAUUCCGGUAUUCGAGGGCGACAGGUCCAACAUCGUGGACCUGCUGUUCGUGAAGGACCUUGCGUUUGUGGAUCCCGACGACUGUACCCCGCUGAAGACGAUAACGAAGUUCUACAGCCAUCCCUUACAUUUCGUCUUCAACGACACUAAACUCGACGCAAUGCUGGAGGAGUUCAAGAAAGGUAAAUCUCACCUGGCAAUAGUCCAUCGUGUUAACAACGAAGGAGAAGGCGACCCAUUCUAUGAAGUGCUUGGCAUUGUCACCCUGGAGGAUGUCAUUGAAGAAAUCAUCAAGUCUGAAAUCCUGGAUGAGACAGACUUAUAUACCGAUAACAAAUCAAAAAAGAAAAUCACGCAUCGAGAGAGGAAGCAGGAUUUCUCAGCUUUCAAGCACAUGGACAAUGAGAUGAAGGUUAAAAUAUCACCUCAGCUUCUACUGGCUACUCUGCGUUUCCUAGCAACAGAAGUAGAAGCAUUUAGUCCAAGCCAGAUGUCCGAAAAGAUCCUUCUACGUCUCCUCAAGCACCCCAACGUCAUCCAGGAGCUCAAAUAUAAUGAGAAGAAUAAGAAGGCCAUCGAACAUUACCUCUUCCAUCGCAACAAGCCCGUGGACUAUUUCAUCCUCAUUCUGCAGGGGAAGGUGGAGGUGGAGGCAGGGAAGGAGGGAAUGAAGUUUGAAGCUGGGGCUUUCUCCUCGUAUGGGAUGAUGGCUCUCACCGCUACUCCAGUUCCUUUCUCCCUGUCUCGUACCUUUGUGGUCAGUAGGGCCCAGUCUGUUGCUGGAUCUCCAGAAAACAAAUCGCCCCCUCGGUCAUUUGGACUGAACCAUUCUGACUCGUUAAAUCGUAGCGAGCGGAUUGAAGCCAUCACACCGUCACUGGGCAGCAGUAACCACCAGCUCAAUGCCUUCUUGCAGAUAUAUGUGCCGGACUAUUCUGUCAGAGCUUUGUCGGACGUACAGUAUAUUAAGGUAACGCGCCAGCAGUAUCAGAACGCCGUCAUGGCAUCACGCAUGGACAAGACGCCACAGUCCUCAGAGAGCGAGUACACCAAAAUCGAAAUGACUUUGACAGAGCUCCAUGACGGAGUGACAGAUGAAACUACCACUCUGUUCAACCAGACACAGAACUGCGUGGCCCACAACAAGACGAACCACACAGACCACAGCGAGGGGACCAUCUAGCCCUCAGUGGGGUGGUGGAGCGAAGCGGAUAGCAGAACCCUGGAGCUGCUCACCACCCCAAACCACUGUAAUCUGGUAGAGCAGUACUACCACGGCCUGAGCUUGGGUUGACCCAAGGAGAAAUGGGACAGUCCAGUGACCCGGUCCAGUCCCAUUCAUUCGGAUAAACCACAGCGUUUAUGUCCCCCAGACCAAAGAGUUUGGAGGAUGGACAGUUUUUCUCCAGCUACACUCAAACUGCCCCGUGAUGCUCACUAACACAAAAGAAAUACUCCAGGCAGAUGCUGUAAUAGGGUUAAUCAAAGACUGUUCCGAAUAUUGCUUUGAAGGAAACCAUGAACCAUGAACCAAGAGCAUUUUACUCACAUAUUUAUUUAUUUUGUAUGCGUUUGUACAUACGUGCAUGUCUGAGGAUAUAAUUGUCGGCACAUUGCAAACACCUGUCUGUAAAUUGUGCAUGUGUAUGUGUGUGCCUCUAUGAGUGUCACUGAUAUCAUGCACAUGCUAUAUAUACAUCACUGUAUAUGUACCGGUGAGGGUCUUUUACAUGUAUAUUUCAGAAAUGAUUAUUUUUAUUGUUCUAAAUCUGGUAUAUCCCACAGUACCUUUUACACCUUUUUAAAAAAAUGAAUCGUUAUAUUGCUUUUAAAAAAAAAUCAUAUUAAUUUUUAACAAGUGCAAUGAAACAUUUUAUUUAAAAGAUGAUUUAUCAUGAUUACUGUAUUGUAAAUUAUAGUUCUAUGUGUAUGCAUUUAUUGUAUCGCAUUUGUAUAUUUGUUCUGAGACAUUUUGGAUUCAAUUCAAAGGAUGAACAGGUCCUAUUUGUCUGCUUUAAAAUGUUAAUUCUAUCAAAGGCACAAUAACUUUACAUUUAAAGCUGAAGGCAGUCUUAUUUAAAUGAAACCAUAGACCUGUCAGGACUUUAUGCAAGGGAGAAUCGAUAUGCAUUUGUGCGAUUCCUAACUGAAUCCAGGCAGUAACAAAGUGAGUCUUUACCACAUCAUUAAAACAACUACUACAUUAAAUUGUUCUACCCAUCAUACAUCUGUGAGAAAGGUGCCAUAGUGUUUAAAUGGCUGUACUUGUGUGUAUUACCUUUAUGUAUAUAAUGUUGACUUUAUUUAUAUGAACACUGGAAACUCCUGCUAUGCAUACAUCUGUAUUUAGAAGUAUAGUAAGUUUUUUUUAAAUAAAUAGUUCACUCAAAAUGAAAAUUU
This is a messenger RNA of Cyprinus carpio (common carp), 4053 nucleotides long. RefSeq names its product metal transporter CNNM2-like. NCBI's taxonomy places the organism in Eukaryota, Metazoa, Chordata, Actinopteri, Cypriniformes, Cyprinidae. Gene Ontology annotation, biological process: transport; magnesium ion homeostasis. The record is from RefSeq and is a predicted model, not a curated record. Gene Ontology annotation, molecular function: magnesium ion transmembrane transporter activity. Bases 350 to 2836 code for a protein of 828 amino acids. Gene Ontology annotation, cellular component: plasma membrane. The transcript has 8 exons.